AAUACUUACAAUCUGAUAACGAUGUGGGAGCACGUGUUGUUGGGGAGAAAUUCGAAUUUUUUUUUUGCCUUGUAGCACGCUCUCGCUCGCACAAGCCUGGAACAGAGAGAGAAACGUAUGCUAUAUAAACAGAAGUGAUGAGAGGAAAAUGCAGGGAGAGGAAAAUGAUGAGAGGAAGAAGCAGGCGAAGAGGAAGUUGGUGUUUGGGGACGAGCCUGAGGUUAGCGGGGAAGAGGAGGAGGAGUCAAUCUGCUCACAAACAAAGAAACGAGCUGUAAUGGACAAGGACUCCUCACUCGUGCCGUUAAUGAAGGAGGUGGAGGGUGCGGGAGAGUUGGACUUUGUCCAACUCAUAAACAAACCUCUACCCAAACCGUGGAUCCCGCUGAGGGAGUUGAAGGAGGAUCUAGCGUACCACAUCAUCGGAGCUCGAGAGGAGACCAAUAAACAUGGUCGAUGUACGUUUCCACAACAUAGUUUUUCCAAGCAGAAUGAUUUCACUUUGAUCACGGCUUCGCUGAUAGUGAGGUUUUCAGCAGACUUCGGACACUUCACCUCAAUCAGAUUAUCACCUCCAACCAGUCCAUCAGGUGAAGCCGCCAAGAAGUCAUGUUCUUUGUCAACAAGCAAACCGGAAGGCUGA
Nilaparvata lugens (brown planthopper) is the source of this 643-nucleotide messenger RNA. RefSeq lists its product as uncharacterized. The record is from RefSeq and is a predicted model, not a curated record. Bases 149 to 643 code for a protein of 164 amino acids. The transcript is spliced from 3 exons. Lineage: Eukaryota; Metazoa; Arthropoda; Insecta; Hemiptera; Delphacidae.